Messenger RNA from Mucor velutinosus, 804 nucleotides. Its product is annotated as Malic enzyme. Gene Ontology annotation, biological process: regulation of cyclin-dependent protein serine/threonine kinase activity. The record is from RefSeq and is a predicted model, not a curated record. Gene Ontology annotation, cellular component: cyclin-dependent protein kinase holoenzyme complex; nucleus. Gene Ontology annotation, molecular function: cyclin-dependent protein serine/threonine kinase regulator activity; protein kinase binding. The coding region runs from base 1 to 804 and encodes 267 amino acids. The transcript has 2 exons. Lineage: Eukaryota; Fungi; Mucoromycota; Mucoromycetes; Mucorales; Mucoraceae.
AUGACAGCAUCCUACUCCAUUUUGUCCAUUACAAAUCCAUCGCAAUUAGCAGAUUUCUGCGCAGUGAUCAUACCUUGUAUCUGGGCUGGAUCUUUCAAAAGAGCAUUGUUAAGUCCGAAACGUCAUGCUGCUUUUAAAGUUUACGUCCAGAAAGUAUUGAAAGCGACACAAAUAUCAUGUACAUGUAUGAUUUUGGCACUCCAUUACAUCCAGAGAUUACGAGCAGCUUAUCCAUCGAUCAGAGCGUCCAUUGGUUCCGAAGUGAGACUAUUCACGACAGCACUUGUAUUAGCAAAUAAAUAUCUGGAUGACAAUACAUUUACGAAUAAGACAUGGUCCGAAGUAUCCAGCAUUCCUGUGAAUGAGCUGAACAUCAUGGAGAUGGAGUUCCUGUCAGCAUUAAAUUACAACAUCCAUAUUCCUCAAAAGCAAUUCUUUGCAUGGACAUCGACAUGCCAGCAAUGGUGGUCAAACAGCACAUUGAUGAUGCCCAUAUCACCAGCAACACCUCCUCCACCACCUGUUGUGAUCCCCAUGAUGCAGCCAUUGAAACGCACGCAUGAAUACAUCGAUGAAUAUAGCACACAGGCUACAAAGAAGCGAUACAUCCCUGAUCAGGCACCGGCACCCACUCAAAUCUACAGCUACAGUUACCCUACACCACCACCCAAUGUUUGUAAACCCAUUUUGAGCUGGUCCUCAUCUGUUUCUGCAUUAUCAUCAGCCGCCAAUAUAAAUACAUAUUACAACACUACCAACAUGAAUGCAUUCCACCAUCAUCCAUACAAUCAUUCAUAUCAAUAG